Verruconis gallopava is the source of this 1545-nucleotide messenger RNA. RefSeq lists its product as uncharacterized. Gene Ontology annotation, cellular component: nucleus; site of double-strand break. Gene Ontology annotation, biological process: double-strand break repair. NCBI's taxonomy places the organism in Eukaryota, Fungi, Ascomycota, Dothideomycetes, Venturiales, Sympoventuriaceae. Bases 1 to 1545 code for a protein of 514 amino acids. The transcript has a single exon. The record is from RefSeq and is a predicted model, not a curated record.
AUGACACCGAAAACUGCUCGUGCAGAUGUCGCAGCUAUUCGAACGCCCAAUGUGCAGGGGAAGGCCCUCGUGCACGAAUUUCGUUGUCUGUACACAUUCGACGUGCGCCGAAAGCAGAAAAGAUGGCAAGAUGGUCGAGCAAAAUUUCAUACGUUCAACAACAGAAUCAUGGUAUAUGACGACACUCAGAAUUUUGUUGGAGACAUUCAUUGGAAAGAUGGCAGCGGGCCUCAACCGGACGACGAAUUCUCCUUAGAAGUAGGCGUACUCGUCCAGAUCGGAGAUCUGCUUUACACAACGCAGACUGAUCUUGCACCAUUGUUUAUACGAGAGCGCAAAAAGCCCGAAAGUCAUGGGGCCGAAGGAGCAGAGAACGCGGCAGCACUCAAUAUGGCUCUUGAUCGGAAGGGCCAUCUUUCCACGCAGAAGCACAAGAGCUUGCAUGUCCUAUUGAACUCCGCAAAGACGGGUUCCAUAAAAGCUAAAAUGUCUGGGCAAUCACCUUAUGACGCACGAAAGGCAGGUUUAGACGUUGAGUCUAGUGACGACCGCGGAAGGAAAAGACGAAGAUUGGCGGUUAAUAAGACGACGCAUUUCAUGAGCAAAACGAACGGGACCGGAGAACUGGCUCAGGAAGUUGAGAAAUUGGCUUUCAAGACAAAGAACAAUCCGUCAUCUACUAUUUCGCGCUCCACUGUUUGGGGCCGCGAUAGCUCUCCUAAACGGACUUGUAAUUCAAUGGCGAAUUCGACGAAUAUCAAACUUGGAGUUACAAGGGUAGAGUGCACUAGUGCGUGUUAUCUGCCUCAAAACCGGUCACUAAUGAGAACAAUGAUUUUGAAUCAUGUCGAAAGUGAAUCGGCAGAUAAUCAUACAUCUGUUUCAGCCAAAGACUCACGCGCGGAUAACGCUCCCUCUGGAGCGAAAAAAACUUUGUUGCGGCUUGGGAAGUCAAAGAAAACUUCGAUGCUCAUUUGCCAAAAAUUAGAUCAUGAGGGAGGUGUGAGCAUAGCAUCCAGUAAACAACGACCUAAUCUCUACCAAACCUUAUCAGACUUGGAAGAUGGGACAAGAGAGGAUGAGCGAUUGAAAUCCAAGAGUGAAGAAAUAAUUCCAUCAAACAGCAAUUGUGAAACGUUGGUCGACAUUAUCGAUGAAUCAUUAAUACUGACCUCCACGUCCGGACUAGCUGUCAAGGACCUUUCGACACCAAUUGAAGAUCAGGUUAGAUUCCAAAGCGGGUACCAGCCAACGGCUUGCUCUGAAAAUCAGGGUACAAAUGGUGGCAAAGCUUUGCUCGCUAAUAGAGCACCCAUAAACUAUGCGCAGAAGAGGAAGGGAACGAAAAAACUUUCAAGAACUACAGCACGGCAAAAGUCGCAUGUACCAGAUUAUGAUGAAGACCGAUUAAACAUGGUUCAAUCACGUGAUAUCGUUCGACCGCCGGAGAAGCACGACCAAGGACCGUGGACGAUUGAAGCAAUGGAUCUCUUUGAUUGGCGGCCACCUGAUUGGGAAAUGAGGUUGUUAAAACUUUCAACUUGA